Molecule: messenger RNA, 1178 nt
Organism: Pogona vitticeps (central bearded dragon)
Lineage: Eukaryota; Metazoa; Chordata; Lepidosauria; Squamata; Agamidae
Product: hydroxysteroid 11-beta-dehydrogenase 1-like protein B
Cellular component (GO): intracellular membrane-bounded organelle
Molecular function (GO): oxidoreductase activity
Source: RefSeq, a predicted model, not a curated record
UCCCUGCGCGCGCGUCGGUCCCGGGCGCACCGCGCGCAGCCUGCUUGGCUUUGGGGGAACGAGCAGCGAAGGGUCAUCAUCGUUCGUCCCGGCCGCCGCCAUGGGCCUGCUCCGGAUCCUGGGCGCGCUCCUCGUCGGCCUCGGCGCUUGGUAUUUCUACAGCCAGGACACCUUCUCGGAAGACAUGGUGCGAGGGAAGCGUGUCCUGGUGACGGGAUCAAGCACAGGAAUCGGGGAGCAAAUCGCUUACGACUUUGCACGGAUGGGGGCCCAUGUGGUGGUGACUGCCAGGAGAGAGGAGCGGCUCCGGGAGGUGGUACAGAAAUGUCUGGAUUUGGGGGCCAGCUCUGCUCAAUAUGUUGUGGCAGACAUGAGCAAUCUGACUUCUGCACAGGAGCUGGUUGAAGAAACCAAGACUUUGCUGGGAGGCCUUGACCACCUCGUCUUAAACCACGUGGGAGGAGCGGUUAGUUUUGGUCCAUUCAAAGGCGACAUGAAAGCCAUGAUGAACUCUUUGACGGUGAACUUCCUCAGCUACAUCGAACUAACCAUUUCGGCUCUCGAGAUGUUGCAAGAAUCUCAUGGGACCAUCAUUGUGAUAUCUUCCGUGGCCGGCCGCAUGCCCUCCCCGUUCUCCGUCUGGUACUCAGCGAGUAAGUUUGCCCUGGAGGGGUUUUACAGCAGCCUACGGACCGAGUUACGCCUCCGGAAAGUGGACCUGCCGAUCACGGUGGCUGUGUUGGGGUACAUUGACACAGAUAGCGCCGUGCAGAUAGUAGGCGACAGAAUCACCAUGACGGCCAGUCCGAAGGACGAGUGCGCCCGGGCGAUCGUGAAAGGCGGGGUGCUGAGGCACCGGGAAGUAUUCUAUCCUUACUGGAGCACAAAAAUCCCCCUCCUUUUCAGGGAUUGGAUGCCCGAAUACUUCGACCACAUGAUCGGCAGAUCAUACAUGGUAGACAAAAUCCUUUAAAAUUGCUGAUGUCCAGUCCAUCCAUUUUUGGCAAACUGCCUUUGAAGAACUAUCAUACAGACAGGCAAGCAAGUGGAAAAUAUAAAGAUUAAAAGCAUAAAAAGGGAAAAUUUGAAAUACAGUUAGAGUCCCUUGUCCGUGGGGUGAGUAUCCACUGAUCCGCUUAUCCACAAUCUGAAAACAUUAAAAAAUAUUAAAAUUAAAA